Messenger RNA from Lycium barbarum (goji berry), 1055 nucleotides. RefSeq names its product large ribosomal subunit protein uL13c. Lineage: Eukaryota; Viridiplantae; Streptophyta; Magnoliopsida; Solanales; Solanaceae. Gene Ontology annotation, cellular component: cytosolic large ribosomal subunit; ribosome. Bases 100 to 807 code for a protein of 235 amino acids. Gene Ontology annotation, biological process: translation; negative regulation of translation. The record is from RefSeq and is a predicted model, not a curated record. Gene Ontology annotation, molecular function: mRNA binding; structural constituent of ribosome. The transcript is spliced from 4 exons.
GCAAAAUAUAAAAGGAAAAACAACUCCCUCGCUCUAUCCUCAUUUUCUUAUCCACUCUAUAGCACUGCUACACCAUUUCCCUAACGGGGAAGAACAACAAUGGCUGUGCAUUGCUCUUCCUCUUCAGUAAUAUUUGCCUCACAUUCACCACCCAAAUCUUUCUCUUCAUCACACAAUAAGACCCUUUUCUUGGGUUUCUCACUUGCUUCAAAGCCUUCCGUUGUGCCCAAUAAGACCCCUAAAGCUGCUACUCAAAUUCGUUGCCAAGAAAAGACACCUCAUAUUCCUCUUGAACAACGAUGGAUGUUUGAAGGGUCUGAAAUUGAUGGCCCUGACAUUUGGAAUAAAACAUGGUAUCCCAAGGGUGCAGACCAUGUGAACACGGACAAACCUUGGUACAUUGUUGAUGCCACUGAUAAAAUUCUUGGAAGAUUGGCAUCAACUAUAGCAAUACAUAUCAGAGGGAAGAAUCUUGCAACAUACACUCCAAGCGUGGACAUGGGUGCAUUUGUAAUAGUGAUUAAUGCUGAGAAGGUUGCUGUAUCUGGGAAGAAGAGGACCCAAAAACUUUAUAGGAGGCACUCAGGGAGACCCGGUGGGAUGAAAGUAGAGACUUUUGAUCAGCUUCAACAAAGAAUUCCCGAAAGAAUUAUUGAGCAUGCUGUCCGUGGCAUGCUCCCAAAAGAGAGGCUUGGUAGACAAUUAUUUAACCAUCUUAAGGUCUAUGCGGGUCCAGACCAUCCUCACAAGGCGCAGAAGCCAAUCGAGUUGCCUAUAAGAGACAAGAGGAUACAGAAGCAACAGUGAACUCCAGUUUCCGUGGAACUCCAUCAGCCUGCUGUUUCUCAUUUCCCAUCUCCAGCUGUUUUGUGUUUAACAGGCAUAAACCUCACUGUUUAAACCUCAUUUUAAUGCUUUAUUCUGGAGGCUAUCCAGUACAAAUUUAUUUGCCUCUAGAGCUCUUGUCUGUGUAGGUUGGCUAUCCAGUUUUGUAUGUGAAAUUCACAAUAUUUGACCCCCGUUUAUAGUUUGGCCUAUCUAUGCCCCUACCAUUA